Messenger RNA from Caenorhabditis auriculariae, 12690 nucleotides. Lineage: Eukaryota; Metazoa; Nematoda; Chromadorea; Rhabditida; Rhabditidae. The record is from the annotation of a GenBank genome assembly.
AUGAUGAAGCCAAGGACUUCAGAAGAGGAAGAUGAAGGAUCGACGGAGACCCCAAAUAGGUUGACCGCCUCACGUUCGCCUCAACAUUUGCCACCAUCCCCUACGCGUCGCGUAUCGAUUAUACGCUCGUGUCGCGUCACUUGGGCACUUCACUCGCCACCACACUUUUGUCUUGGGCUAUUUCCUUGUUUACCCUAUUUCUUAAUUUUGAUCUGCAGUGGAAACAAAUUGAUAAUUCGCUGCUAAGGAAAAUUAUUUUUUGAAAUUUCCCUUCGAAGAGAUAGCGAUUAAAGCAGAGAUUGGUCUGCGUGUGUUUUGUUCGCUCAACCUUUAAUUCCGUUAUCAGCUUGAUUAAAAAAAGGCAGUGGCUGUCAGCAACUUUUUCUGCCUUCGCGCUUCGCCCUUGGGAGUUCUCAUUUAUGGCCACGAAUAGAACAAUGCUUCUCCUUUCUUUCAAAUUUUUCCCGCUCUUCUCGCCUUUUAAAAAAGCUAAUUCUUUGAAAUUAUCUAUUUUUUUUCAACAUGUUUGGAAAAAAUAGUUGAUGAAAAUCUCAAUAAAAUCCAAAAAGAACGUUAAGAGAGACUCGAUUCUAUGAAAAUCGAUAUUUUUUCACCUAAUUGUAGUCAGUUUUUGUAUCAAUCUCGCAUAAUGUUUUUGUUUUUUUUUAAAGUUUUCUUUCAAGUUUUUUCAUUUUUUUUGAUUUUUUUCCGAUUCGAAGUGGAAAUUUAAAAAAAAAAUGAAAAAAACUCGAUUCAUAGAGAAAAUGAUAUAAAUAUUCAGAGAUACCAAUAGCGAAAAAAAAAUCGAAAUACUUUGUCUCGGUGUUUGACGUUAUUCGCAAGCUUCAAUUGUUUAUGCUGACUGAAAUUCGGUGGUGAAAGAAAAAAGCUGCCCAUUUUUCGAACGCCCCUUUCGUUGGCCGCGCACCUUUUGCGAUACGAAAAGCUUCGGGGUGUUCCUAUUAUAUUGCUUGAUGACCGGUUUUGAAUUACAUAAAGGCGAUAAUAAGCCUUUUUUUUAAAUACAAAAUGUUUCUAUCAUCUUAGUAUGCAAUAUUCGAGUUUUCAAUAAAAACUAGGGUUAUUUUAUUGAUAUUUUUCGGAGUAAAACAGAAAAUUUUUUUCCCUUAUUUUGAAGCUGUUCAUUCAAUCCACAUUCUGUGUAUCUGCGUUUGAUGAACUGUACCUAACCUUCGUGUACGCCCGACUUGGUUGCGCAGGCAAUCGGAUAGCAAUAACUUGUUUAUUUCAGCGGGUGUGCAUCGUCAAAGAAAGUUUACAACGUUCAAUCAUUCCUCGAUUACUUUCUUCUCCGUUCCAUUCCGCUGGGUAGGUGUCUUUUUUCAGUUUGGUGGCCAGUGCGCGAAAAAAUCGAUUGACUCAACUGCAAAUCCCAAGGGGUCAAUAAAACGAAAAAAGAUGCGUUUAGCGCCAUCGUUUUGCGAUCAAAUUACCAUGCGUGUAUUUGAGGUAAACUGGACCAGCCACAAAGAUACUGUCAAAAAAAGCGAUAUUCAAAACUUCAUUUUCUUUUGCUCUAACCCACUUGCCUUCGAAUAUCUUGAAAGGGACGUGUGGUUUCAAAAGAAUUGGUAUAAUACAACCACUUUAUCUAUUCAUUGUUGAAAGAGCGAUUACAAUUUUUUCCGUUGCCAGAAUUAGUUUAAACGCUUGGGGUUUCUUAAAAUCAAGAUAACGUUAAGGGGAAGAACUUUUAGAGUUUUUAAUCACAAUGGCAAAUUUCUUUCGUAAGGUCUGAACAUUCUUACUUUGAAAUUUGUCAAAUUAGAUUUCCAAUGGUCUCCACUCAUAUCGGGGAGAAGUUUGGCUGAGAUUGUCCACAGCAGCUUUUCAGGCAUUCGGCCUUUGCAGAACUUUCCGGUGAAAACAUUGAUCAUUUUUCAGUUUAUGACUCAGCACUGAGAAAAUUUUUAAAACUUCUGAAAGCAAUCCAUUGAAACCAUUCCCUUUUUUUUCGAUAAUUGAAUAAAGCAACACAAACAUUGACAUGAAACCGAGAUUCCAAUUGUAGGCAUUUUCACAUUGCGACGCUUGGUGUGCGGUCGGUCCGCAGCCCUCUCUCGUUGCCCAUUUUCAUUUCAAUAUUAAAUGACGUUUUUUAAUAUCUUUCUGAGAUUGAAAGCUCAUAUAGUCAAUUGACGCGAGCUUUUAAUCCUGUCAUUCCUAGUUCUGCAUGGAUAGUGAACAGCGACCCGUGAGAAGCUUUUUUUGUGUUUUUUUGUUUGAGGAAAAAUCCCAAUGCCAAAAUCUAAUUGGAGGAAUAGUUAUAUUUAAGUUGAAAAUUGUACGGAUCAUCAGAUUUGUUUUUAUUGCAAUUUCGAAAGGUUAAAUGACAAUUCCAGUCAAGUUAACUGUUUGAAAUUCAAACUUCUAAGUCGUUCUUGACUAUGAUAUUUGAAACGUAUAGGUUUGAUGUUGUGGAUGUGAUUGUGAAAAAAAAUAUGAAAAAGACCUUUCAGAAAAAAAAAACAUCUAAUCCGGUGAACUGUCGCGAGAACUCUUAAUGGGAGGUCUCGAAAUUCACCAUUUUUCCAUUUUUUUUCGAUUAAAAAUAUUUCGUCACUCAGAUCAAUCUUUAAGUUUAAGGGCAAGAUUGAGUGAAAAAAGAAUCUGAAUUUUUUUUCUGCGAAUUUUGUCAAAAUCGUUCACUCGCUGAAAAUAAGUAAAAAUCUUUUGAGGUGCUUUCCUGCUCUGCUGACCAUAAAAAUGUGACAAUUUUAAAGAGUUGAAAAAAAUUAUUGCGAUAUUAUUUUUGAAUGACGUAUGGUUGAAAAUGUUUUUUUGACUUCCAGAGAUGGAAAAAAAUGUCUUGCGCUAAAAAUGCGAAAUAUCUUUUUGAAAUAGACUUUAAUGGUUUUUUUAUAUAGUACACAUUUUUUUCUUUUUUUAAUUCUUCUGUUUUUUUGAGAUAAUUUCAGAUAACUGUUUUUCAGGUCUAAAGCAAGAAAAAAAGCCAAAGUGAAUAUUCUUUAAAAAAAUCUUUCCGGGAAUGAGAUAGAACUUUUAUUUCAACUUCACUUUUUGAAACAGCAGUAAAAUAAACUUCAAUUAGGCUUAGUUUCCGUUUCAAAAGUAGUUUUGUCGUUUUCUAACCGCGCAGAACUCGUGCAUAACCUCAAUUAACGCUGGAAACGACCCUCGCCUCGAUUUCUUAAUGGGUGUUUUUUUCGAGCUCUUUGGGACAUAUUAGCAUAGCUCUCCGUCAUUUCAUUUAUAAAUCUCUUGCAGGUCGUAUGUCGUCUGCGCAGCGUGGCGCUACGGGCGCUGUUAAACCCAAGUCGCUAAACGUCAACUCGAUUUAUUCGGGUCGUACGCCGGCAAACGGCGCUCGCGCCGGAGGUUUUUUCCAGCUUUUUAUUGAUUCGAUCGAUAUUUUUCAGGAGCGAACAAGUAUGGUCUUCAACCUGUGGGUAAAACAAGCGGCGUCGUCCGACGAAUGCCACCACCGGCAACUCUUCCGUCUCUCAAGGCGGAGAACAACGGCCAGGAUCCGACUACCGUCGUCGUUCCCCAAGGUACGCUUCAUUUUUUGCAGCUUUUUGAUCUCACCAAAAAUUAUGAUCUACAAAUCUUUUGAUAAAGUUUUCCCACUUCAUUUCCAAAACAUUGAUGAGAUCCGUGAAAAAAUUAAAAUCAUCUGUUCACUUUAAUUAAAUGACAAGGUUACGCUGUAACCUAGCAACGCUUGACUCAAAAGUUCAGUUUCAGGCUUGAAAACAAGUUUUUAUUAGACAAGAAUAAUAUUUGCAUGCUUCCAAAAAAAGUUCCGGAAAUAUUUCCAUAUUUCUAUGGGGAAAAAAAUUAAGAAAAAUAACAGAUUAUUUUCGAGAACGUUCCCACGGAAUUCAAUGCAAAAUUUUUUUGUUACAGAGCUGGGUAAGAGUUAUCGGAAUCAAAAACAAAAUUCUGCUAAAGCUCUCAGGAAACCGAGGAGAAGCUUGUCGAAAUUUUCCCAGCGCUUAUAUGCCCGCUCUCGAAGCCCUCAGCUAGCAACCGGCACCGUGGUGUAGUGGUAGUGGUCUCUCAAACUCUGUCAAUAUUGUGACCAGGGUUCGAAUAUUUUUAGGCGGAUAUUCUUUUUGUCAACACUUUACUUCCUCAUUUUUCAUAUUUUUUUGAAAAAUUUUUUUAAAAUGUUUACAUUAUAUUUUUUUAUGAAAUGACAAUUAAAAAAAACCGGCUGAAAAAAACUCCUUUCUUUUUCCUACUUUUUUUCAAUUUGAGAUUGCUAAUCAAAACCAUCCGAUGGAGAAUAAGUUUCGUAUUUCGUCACUAGAAAUUUUUUUGAAACAGUAUUUUUUUAUUGUCCUUCCAUGAAUUUUUAGUGUAAUUAUAUGAAAAUUUUCUCAAAAACACGAAAAUGAUGAAGUUAUGAGUCGGCAAGAAUGGUAUUCGCCAAGAAGAAGCGAACCCUGGUCACAAUAUUGAGAGGACUCGAGAGACCACCACUACACCACGGUGCCAGUUGCUAGCUGAGGGCUCCGAGCGCGGGCAUAUGACCGCUGGGAGAAUUUUGACGAGCCUUUUCUCGGUUUCCUGAGAGGUUUAGCAGAAUUUUGUUUUUGAUUCCGAUAACUCUUUGAUUCCGAAUUUUUGAUUCCGAUAACUUACAUGGGGUUUGGGGUUCCGAAAAAGAAGACUAAGAGUUUUAUUAUCAAUCAGACGUUUUUGAAACUUUCCCCAUUUUUUUUAAUGUUUUCGUUUGGUUUUUUUGUAAAAGCGAGGCCAAUUUGAAAACUUUGAGGUACUGAUGAAAAGAGAAAUAAGAAACACGUUGGUAUGUUCAGAAGAGGAAAAAACUCUUGAAAUUGGAAUCCACAAUUUUUUUGUCUUGGAAUCUCACUUUUUUCAUGUAGACCUCACACAUCUCUUGAAUUAAAAAAAAGUUGUAUCAGCUGAUAAUUCCAGAAAAAAGGGUCUUUCGAGUUGAAAAAGUCUCAAUGGUUAUCUUGAAUUUUAUCUGGAAAAGAAAAAGUUUCCAUAUGAAUAUUAAUUCCUUUCAUUAAAUCUAACUGAACAUAGUCGUUUUCAGCAGUUUAAAAAAUCAGUGACUUUUUCAUCGGAAUUCUGCUUAGCAUUCACAUUUUUCAUUUGAACGUUGGUUCACGGAAAACGCGCUUUUUGAUGUGAGAAGGAACUGAACCGAUUGAAGAAAGCGACUGUUGCUAGGCAACACGAUGAAUUUCAAUUUCUUUGUUUUACGUGGGCAACGUUCGAUUUAUUCAGAAGACUAGAAAAAAAAAACAAAAAAAAAGAAAAAAAAGAUAUCAGAUUGCAAGAUUAUUUUGAAACAUUUUUCUGUGUGGUCAGGUCGCUUAACUUGGAGUAUUUUAAAUGUCUUAGAAUGAUGAAUAAAACGAUUUCCCUUGAAGGAGCUGUUGGAUGGACCAAAGACGGUCCUCAGGGCAUCGAGACGGCACCUCCAACUCCGGCGGCCCCGGUUUUGAGCGACUUGCGUCCUUCGUGGCUUGUCGCCGCCGCUGAGACUCCGAGCAACGUCGCUUCUUCUGUGCGCGAGUUCCCCACCUUAGGCCCUCAGGCUAACUCGGGAUCAAAGAUUCUGAGUGAGAACCCGUUUUCUGAGUACUUUAAUCUUGAAAUGCUUCAGACAAAUGGGAGGUGAACGAUUUGACGCAGAAGAGGAACGACGGAUCAUCGACUGGAGAAGACGAGCUGUUUUCUGACCUACCGGUACUAAAAUAUAUAAUAAAUUUUGAAAGACUUGAAACUGUGACAUCAUGCUAAUUUUUUGAUUUCUAUGCUCAGAAAAAAGUCUCGAAAUAUUAGUAACAAGUUCAAAUUACUCGACCAACUUAGUCGUUUGGAUUAGAAAAACGUCUGUUCAAAGUUCUUUAUUUCGGUGUUCAGGAGAGUGAGAACGAAUUUGAAAAAGAUUUCGAAGAAGAAAUGUUUUCUUUCAGCAAAGUUUUCGGCCAUGUUAGGCUCCUAAGGAUUAAAAUCCCAGUAAACCUUUUUCUAUAAGAAUAUUUUUCAAGGGUUUUUUUGAAGACCGUCAGUUGCUUGAAAAUCCAAUUUUGCGGAAAAAUUACCUAUCUCUAAAAAAAUAAAUUUUAUUUGAAAAACAACUUUCAGAUUCCGCAAAGGUUCUUCGACAAUUCUCGUCGCAAUCCUUCAAGAUUCAGUGGGUUUUUUUAUGUGAUGUGCGUGAUGAACAGCAAAAAAAAAGCCAGAUUUAUGCGUUUCCGCGAAAAUUUCACAUGCACUCGACCAUCAAUUAUCCAUCCAAGAAGGUGUAAAAUGACGAAUUUUAGGUGGAAGCAGCGACGCUCGGCUGUCACAAUCUUCCGAUUUCGGCCUUCCUCCUCACGGUUUCUGCGACACCAUGGAUCCCAGUUUGUUUCUUUCUCCUCUCUUUUUAUCAGUUAUUAAUCGACUCUUCUCUCAUCAGUGAUAAUAUUAUUCUAGAUUUGGAAGAAAUUUACGACAAUCUAGUGCGCAGCCGUACAAAUACCGACCGAUCCCAGAAUAACGUGAGGAAAAAUGUGAAUAAAAGACAAAAAAAACUGUUUUUCAGGAUGUGCGACCAGAGAAACCUAAGACGUGGGACUACGAUGAGCAAAAACAGGUAAAAUUUUCGAGAUGGACAUAGACAAAAUAUUCAAAAUUUGCAGCCCCAGAAAGUCCGCUCGCAAGCUCGCAAUGACAGUUCAUCUGGAGACGAACGAGGUCGACUUUCUGAAAGUUCGAAAGCUCAUACCGUGGAUUACCGCAUUCUCAAACGGACCGAACAACUUUUACUCCAAGACAUUAGUGAUGAUGAAGGUAUCUCAACAAAAAAAAAAACUAACUUUUCUAUCUCGGAAAUUUGCAGAAGUUCAAAUGACUCGUUUGGACAGACCUUCUGUUUCAAUAUUCCAGCGGAAAGCCGGCUCAGAGCCAAUGGAAGGGUACAAUCCAAUCGCUCCCCCUUUUGCUCCUCAGGCUCCCAUUGAAGCACCGAAAAACUUCGAUGUGGUAACUUCAUUGGAUUUUUCAAUUUCUACGGUACCUUUCAGGUCAAAGAGGUGAAACCUAAAAAGAACAACGAAGCUAAGAAAAAAGCGGAAAUGCUAGCAGCCGCUAAGAAAAAAGAAGAGGAAGAAAGAAUUGCAAACAUCGUUUUGCCGCAGGCGAAUCUGGAAUCGUCAAACGAUAAGGAAAAAUCUGAAGAGGUACUCCUUAAUGUAUAAUAGAAAAUCCGAAUUUUAACAUUUCCAGACUUUUACUGAAGAAAUUCUGCCUGCUCCGCUUCCAACUGAAAAUAUCUGGGCCAAGCGACAAGAAGAACGUGAAUCGCAAGAAAGAGACAGAGUACGCAAUUCCCAUAGGAACAGAGAAAAGAUGAUUGUUGUGGGGGUAGCAAGUGUUUCGCAGAUCAAAAAAAGGACCACGCAAUGCAGAUCACACCUAUUCAAAUUUUGGCGCCAUAUUUGCCCGCGGCGCGUGAAAUCUCCUCUUGUUUAUCUGACACAAGAGUGUGGUUGGCUCAUUCUUCAGCCAUAAUUUAUCUUCGCGGUCUUUUGUGUUCCUUGUCUUGUUUUUUUGUUUUUGUUUUGUUGUUUCUCCAUGGAUGUGGUAUUUCAGUUGAGUCGUAUGCCAAAAGCAAUGCAACAAGCUAUCGAGCAGCACUUCCCGCUGGUCACUGAAGCCGCAACGAUCAAAGUUGACAAGGUACUUUUUACUGAUUGGAGCGUUACGCUGUCUCAAACUAAUAGUGCGGCAGUCGGUUUUCUAGCUAUAUCGUUAUCGAGAUAAGAUCAAAAAACUAUUUUUCCAAUGAGUAUCUAGCAUAAAGCGGGCUCGCAAAGGUACUCAUACACAGGAGACAAUUGAUAAAUUUAUUUCUUUUUUGCAAAACGCUUCCAUUGAAAAAAAAAAGAGAAAAGUUUUGGUUUUUGAUACUGAAGGAAUAUUUUUGAAGGCUUUUCAAAUUUGAACUCGACUUUCAUGCAUUGCGUUCAAGAUUGAAAUGAAAAAUUAUAUAAAUGUAUACAUUUAGUCCGACAUCAAGAAAGAAAAAUGGGAAUAAGCGCGAGCGUUUGAAUGGGGAAUCUACGAUAAUACGUUUUGAGAGAGAAGCUCCCGUUAAACAUAAGAUUAAGUGAAUUUUGAGAAAUGAGUAAAAAAAUUGAAAAAAAAGAUUGAUGAUUUUUUUGAUUCGCCCAAAAUCUUGUUGGUGCAAAGUUGAAUUGAUUUGCAUAAUUUUGAUCAUCUGGUCAAGUAAGUUUUCAAUGUUUUGGAUUUGAAUAAAUCCAUGGAAUUUUAGGAUCAAUCUCAGUUGCCCUUUCUUGAUUUGCAUAUAUUCAGAGGCUCAGGAGCAUAUGUGUUCAGAAAUUUGGUUGCUGUCUUAAGACUUAAAGAAAGUUCGAAAAAUAUUAAAAGAUCAUCGUCACGCACGAUAAAAUGUCGACGCGAAAAAUACUGUAGCGAAAGGGCUAAAUUAUCUUCUCGGGAUUUGAAAUUUGAAAAGACUCUAUUGUUUCCUGUGAACUCCGAUCGAUUCAGGAAUCGAUGCGCAAGCCGGCGGACGCGGACUUCACGCGUGCGGCCCUCAGGGCCCGUAAACAGGCGACGAGCAACGACGUGCGGCGGCUGAUGACCCGCGACGAGAUCGGUUCUCAUGCCGAACGCUACAACGCGCAGCACCGCGCCUUCGUCAAAAAAGACCAUCAUGGUACACUUCCGAUCAAUAUUUUCCUUUUAUCUCUUCCGUCUUCGAUUUGCGGUGGGAAAGUGAAAGAGAACGCAGUCAUUUUUUAUCAUCCUUAUCAUAAAACAGAUCUCCAGACGCGGUCAAUGUUGUACAGUUUCUAUUUUUAGCCUCAAAGGAACUUUUUUUGAAACGUUUUAUUUUGCAAGGGAUUGAAUAAAAAGCGACUGUUCAUUUUCUUUCCUGAAAUAUCAAAUGAUAUCGCUCUUUCUUCAAGGCAUUUUGUCUAACUUUGGUACUUUAUGACUGAAUUGAGAAUAUCAAUAAAAACAUGAUAACUUUCCAAAUUUUUUUCUUCAAAGCCAAAUGGAAGGUUUUUUGAUUUUUUAUAGCGUAUCUAGGCAUAAUUUUAGUUUCAGUUUUAUUCCAAACUUUUUUUGAUUAAAAUGGAAAAUGGCGUUUUCAAGGUUUUUUUGAAAAAAAUGACAACUGUGAAAAAUGCUCUCCAUGCUUACAGAAAAAAAUCAAUCUCUUGAAUUAUGUUAAAAUCUUACCUGUAAGUAAUUAAUGUCUUUUUGGCUGGCUGUAAGGCGCUGGUAUUCUUAAAACCUAAACAUUUUGAUAUCAGCAAAUUAUAUAAAAACACAUAGAUGCAACUUUGAAAAAUUCAAGUAUUUCACAAAGAAAACUUCGAUUGCAUUCUCUUUCUCUUCUGUCCUUUCGCAGCCGUUUUUUGUGUCUUGAGACUAUCAUUAAUUUCUCCUCUCAACCACAUUCUCUCUGCAGGCGGCGGCGGGUACACGAGCGACGGAACCUACGAAAACGAGCGCGGCCAGCGAAUGCGUGGAGAGAUGAGAAACCGCGGACCCCCACAGGACGUCGAGUUUCAUCGCGGCGGAGCUUCUUCUGGAUUCGGCAACCGCGACAACAGACGUCGCAAUGACGUCAACUCGACGUUCACCAGAAACCGCCGUAAGGGCGACAAGGUGGAAAGCGACGUUGAUUUGAAUGUAAGAGUGUUUUUUCGAACUUUGAACAAAUUCUUUUUCCAGCCUUCUGAUUCGUCGAGAAAGGGCGAUUUCGAUGAAGGAUCUCACGGUCCGCGUCAGAACCCCUCUCAGGUAACUUCAUAUGAAUCAAUUUCAAAUUAAACUGAGAAAGGAAAUUCAUUAACAUUUCAUUUUCAGGAUGUUCGAAAGAACAACAGAAGGCGCGGAGAUACCCGGCGAAAGAAUUCGUUCACCAGGGUAAGUGCCAAUUUAUUUUUUAAUGGCAAUCUUUUUUCUCAGAAUGACAUGACGAAGCCUCUCAACGGGACUAAUAAUGGUGCCGAGAUUGAGUGAGACUUCAAAAAUCUUGCUAGAAACUGGAAUAACAUUGUAGGAAAAACGAGAAGCGUCGUGCCACUCCAACUGAUUUGGCUUCUGCUGCCAACCAGGCGCGAAUUAGAUCAAAAAACGGCCAACCCGCCAGCCAUACAUACCCCUCGCACUUAGAAAGUAUCUUAAAUUGAUUUUUCAUCUUUCAACUUUUUACUUCCAGAAGAGAACUGGCCGAGGAACGGAGAGAAGGAGGCAAAGGUUGAACAACAGGUGAAUAGUCCGAGUUUUCUGAAUCUUGUAUCUAUUAAUUUUUUUCAGAAUGUAGGACUGGCGGGAUCUGACAAAAACGCUGGAGAUGAAGCUCGUCGAGCUGAUUCGCCAGCUGAUACCGCGGAUAGUCUUGGAGACUUCGAAGAGGUUAGAAUGGGGUUUUUUCUGUUUCAAUGAAAAAAAAAUUCAGGUUGUCAACCGUCGCUUGAGAAGAAGCAAGGAAAAGGAAAGAGAAAAGGAGAAGGAAAAGGAGAGAGAGGCUUCGAAGGCUUUGCAGCAGACCAAGACUACUCGCAGUCAGCGUCGAGUUCGGAACAAUGGAAAACAUGGUUUGUUAUAACUUUUCGGUUAAAAAAAAUUAACAAGAUUUCAAAAGAACGCAUGGUCAUGUUUUUCUUUACAGUUGCAGAAGCUGAAAUCAAAUCGAAGGACGGUGACCGUCAGAAGAAUCACGAAGAAAAGAAGCCUUUGAAAGCGAAGCAAGAACUUGGAGCAACUACCGAUGGUUUCCAAAAACGAACUGUCAGCAAGGAGGAGAAAAUUCGCAUCGAAAAACCUCCAAUUCUUCAACAAGAGGAGGUUAUCAGCAAGGUUUGAGGUCCAAAAAAUUAACUAAGUUCUAAACGCUGAAAAAUCAAGCUCCCAAGCCCGAUUGGUCCUCCAGCUCGCAAGUUGGUUGAGCCGCCACCAGUGGAGUUUGAGAAAUUCCUCGAGCUUCCAGAGUUUAUCCAUUCGAACAGCUCUCAUGAUGAGUCCUACGAUUUCACAUUUGAUCCAGACCUUCACGUGAGAUCAAUUAAAAAUGAUUUUUUUUUUAAAUUUCUUUUUAGGAGUCUGUAAAGGAAGACAAGAACAUUUCCUCCUGCUCGGCCGCAGAUGAUUUGCAUCUCAAAGAAAAAAUGAGCAAAAUUAAGGUACUUCCCAUCGUAUGACUCAACUUUUGAAUGAAAGGUUUCAGGAUCUCUGGCCGGGAGAUAUCGAGCGUACGAACGUAGCCAUGGUGAAACCGCAGCCUCAGAACGGAGACACUCCGGUGAGCGAGCCGAAGCUCGACACUCAAACGACCACUUCAUCUUCCAGCUCUAGUCGUACUGUCAACAACCUUGGUUGGUCCAAAGGCUAACUUUGGGUUAAAAAGUAAAACAUUUGCAGCCCCUUACUCUGCGCACUACUCAUCGUUCCAGCCUCUCUAUCCAAACUCAGACAACCGAUCCACGGGAAUGAGCUUGAGAAACGCUGUUUCGCCGCCUUCUUCGUACAACGCCUUCAACGGUUACAUGCAGCCUCCUCAGAAAAAUCCCUUCAGCUUUGGCGCAACUAACUUCGACUUUGGCCUUCUUGGACUUCGUAAGAUAGCCUAUAUAUUCAGCAUUCAAAAUGUAUAUUGCAGGACCUGGACAAUCUGGAUUAGGUGGACCUCCUGGACCUCCAGGACCUCCGGCUCCUUCCAAUCAGCUUCACACCCUUUGGUCUCAGGACGCUCCGCCCAAUUUCAACAGUACUCCGCCAUCUUCUCUUCUGCCAAACUCUAACUCGAGCCACUACGGAUUCUUCAAUAACGCACCUUCUUCUGCGCAAGACGUCAGUGAGAAUUGGUCUUGAAAAGGCUUAUAAUAUGGUUCAGAUGAAACUUCGCUCUUUCCUAGGCGGUGGAGGCCUGAUGAGCCAGAAUGCACCACCUCUUUUCCACGAUAGCCGUCCAUCGCUGCCGCCGUCUAACUUGGCUGUAGGAAGUCAGCGUGGGAGCUUCGGAAGCUCUAACAACUCGUCCAUGUCGUCGACGCAGCCAAACUACUUAUCUUUCCUAAGCCAGCCACCUCCUUCAAUGAGGUAUAUUAUAUGAGAUGGUUUUUCACAAACGAAAGUUUGAUUUAAGGUUCAAUAUGUCUAGCUCAUCUUCGAACAGUGAUAGCUUCUUCCAAAGCUCGUUCUUUUUGGGAAGCUCCAACAGUGGCUCGCAGUUUUUGGAAGAAGACCUUUACGUUAAGAAGAAUCAGGGUAGCCGCAAUCUGAACGGCUCUCAGACGUCAGCUAACACUAGCGAAGUCUGGUCGAGCACUUCUCAGCCAUUCUUCAGCCAAAUGUCCCAGCCGCCACGCACUACUUAUUCCAACGUCAGUCUUUUUUCAAUCUAUGGGAAGAUUUUUCUAUUUUAAGAUUGAUAAAUGAAAAUUAGAAGGAAAUAAACAUAAAAACGCCUCUUUCAUUUAAAACUCCAACAGAUAGGUAGGAAAUUUCUAGAACUGUAGUGUUCUUGACGGACUGCAAAUAUUUCCUUUCAUGGUGACUGACUCAUUUUUUAUGAUUAAUUAGUCAUCACAAACAAAAAUACGUGAUGAAUGAAAUUAAUUUUUGUUGCAGUUGAACCAAAACGGCAAUAACCGUAUGCGUCGUCCUUUCAACGCUGGCCCUGGUGGUCGUCCAUAA